Messenger RNA from Saccharomycodes ludwigii, 858 nucleotides. RefSeq names its product She2p (gene SHE2). The record is from RefSeq and is a predicted model, not a curated record. Bases 1 to 858 code for a protein of 285 amino acids. Gene Ontology annotation, molecular function: RNA binding. The transcript has a single exon. NCBI's taxonomy places the organism in Eukaryota, Fungi, Ascomycota, Saccharomycetes, Saccharomycodales, Saccharomycodaceae.
AUGUCUCGUGAUCUAGAACUUACUGUAGAAUUAAUCGAUAAUCUACAAGAGAUUAUAAACAUUCAUUCAAGUUAUUUAAGUGACUACAUCAAUUUAUUGAAUAGAUAUAUUAAUUAUCUGAAAAAAAUAUCUUCUUUGAAAAACGAAAGAACUACACUAAUCAAAUAUGUUAAGAAAUUAAGAUAUUUCAAUAAUUAUUACACAUUUGAUGAACAAAUCUAUUCUAAAGGCGGGUCUAAUAAUAAUAAUCAAGAUCAAAAUAAUGUAUCUAGGAACGACGUUCAAGAUUAUACUGAUAUUGGCGGGGGACAGAAUGGUUCUGAAUAUGAAUACAAUUAUGCUCCUGAUGUCAAUGAAAGUAGCAACAAUAUAACUUAUGGAAAAUUAACACCUGUUAUUCGCCGUAUCUCUGGUUUUAAUGUUAAAGUUUUGGAAAUUUUGGAUUUAUUAAAUUUUCAAAUCACACAAUCCCUCAGAAAUGAAAUUCUAUCAAAGACUUUAAACUAUGAUAUUGUAUUAACCGAUGUUUCGAUUACUGAUUUAGAGGAUACAUUUAGACACUUUGUUAAGUUUAAUCAAUGGUUUGUCGAAUCAUUGGAGCUAAGAGGUUCCGACCCAUUUACAUUAGAUAAAAGUAUAGCAAUUGAGAUAGUGGAAAUUGCUAGAAAAUGUGCUAUUGAAGAUGGUGUUGAUCUGGAAAAUAGUGGUGAUAUUUUACUGCAAGAAUUUGAUGUUGUUAGUGAUGAACACGAAUAUUGCUUGGUUAUGAAAGAAUGGGGGAAAAUGUUGCAAGGAAAGUUACAGAAAUUUAAUGAUGUUGUGGAAAGAACCAGUUCUCAAUGGCAUAAAAAUAAAUAA